Chelmon rostratus (copperband butterflyfish) is the source of this 1921-nucleotide messenger RNA. RefSeq names its product importin subunit alpha-1-like. The transcript has 11 exons. Gene Ontology annotation, biological process: NLS-bearing protein import into nucleus. Gene Ontology annotation, molecular function: nuclear import signal receptor activity; protein binding. The record is from RefSeq and is a predicted model, not a curated record. Gene Ontology annotation, cellular component: nucleus; cytoplasm. Lineage: Eukaryota; Metazoa; Chordata; Actinopteri; Chaetodontiformes; Chaetodontidae. The coding region runs from base 53 to 1741 and encodes 562 amino acids.
GGCAGUGCUUGUAGACCAAUUUACCAAUCGCAAAUCAGCGAAACAGGGCGGUAUGGCCAUGACGUCAGGUGUAUUGAAAAAAAAAAACAAAAAAGAAAUCACCAGUGAGCUAGGAGACUGUACCGUCGGUGGAAUGGCUUGUCUUUCUCAACAGUCAGGAAUGUCAGCUGCCAACGACUGCGGAGAUCGGCUCAACCAGUUCAAAAACAAAGGGAAAGAUGCCAAUGAGCUAAGGCGCAGGAGAGCGGAAGUCAAUGUGGAGCUCCGUAAGGCAAAGAAAGACGAUCAGAUCCUCAAGAGGAGAAAUGUCCAGACCCUUAUAGAAGAGCCAACCUCUCCUCUCCAAGAGAAAGAUCCCAACACACAGCCUCCUCAGCACUGGUCUGUGGAGGAGAUUGUAGGAGGUGUAAACAGCCAGAAUCUAGAUCAUCAGCUACAGGCCACACAGGCAGCCAGGAGGCUCCUCUCCAGAGAAAAGCACCCACCUAAUGACACCAUUAUUGCUGCCGGCCUCAUCGAAAGGUUUGUUAGUUUUCUGGCAUUGUCCGAGUGCCCCCCCAUCCAGUUUGAGGCAGCUUGGGCCCUGACCAACAUCGCCUCAGGAACCUCAGUCCAGACCACUGCUGUAGUGGAAAGAGGGGCCAUCCCAGCCUUCAUCAACCUGGUCACAUCACCCCACCCGCACAUUAGCGAGCAGGCCAUUUGGGCCUUGGGCAACAUCGCAGGUGAUGGAUCCAACCACAGAGACCUAGUGAUCAAACAUGGUGGUCUCCAGCCACUCCUAGCUUUGCUGGCAGCUCCUGACCUGUCUGUAUUUCCUUCUGGCUACCUGCGUAACCUCACCUGGACACUGUCCAACCUGUGUCGGAACAAGAACCCAGCACCACCUUUAACCGCAGUACAGCAGCUACUUCCAGCCCUGGUGCGCCUCCUACACCACGACGAUAGGGAGGUUCUGGCUGACACCUGUUGGGCUGUGUCCUACCUGACUGAUGGCACCAAUGAGAGGAUAGGGGUGGUGGUGCAGGCUGGCCUGGUGCCCCGCCUUGUUCAGCUGCUAGCCUGUGGGGAGCUCUCUAUUGUGACUCCAGCCCUGCGGUCACUUGGCAACAUUGUGACUGGGACAGAUGAGCAGACCCAGUGUGUGCUGAAUGCAGGUGCCCUGGUGAUGUUCUCCAACCUGCUGCGACACCACAAGCCCAAUAUCCAGAAAGAGGCAGCCUGGACAGUGUCCAAUAUCACUGCUGGCAAGGACUCCCAGAUCCAGGAGGUUAUCAACGCAGGCCUGGUGCCCAUCCUUGUGGAGGUCCUCCAACAGGGAGACUACAAGACCCAGAAGGAGGCAGUGUGGGCUGUCACCAAUUAUACCAGUGGUGGAACUGUGACGCAAGUGGCUUACCUGGUCCAUUGCAAUGUGCUGCCACCUCUGCUAAACCUGUUGACAGCCAAAGACAGCAAAUUCAUCUUGGUCAUCCUGGAUGCAGUCUGCAAUAUUUUACAGAUGGCAUACAAGACUGGUGAUAUUGAGAAACUCUGUCUAAUGAUUGAGGAGUGUGGUGGUUUGGAAAAGAUUGAGGCUCUGCAGUCCCAUGACAACGAAGCUGUCUACAAGUCCUCUUUCAACAUCAUAGACAGAUUCUUCUCUGAAGAGAAUGGCGAUGAUAAGACUGUGCUUCCCGAUACCACUGCAGAGUGCUAUACCUUCCAGAUUCCUGAAGAUCAAAGCACUUUCCAGUUUUAAUAUGUCCAGCUUGCUCUUUGUAACAUGGAAAAAAAAGGCAUUUUUUACCUUGUUGAUAUUUUUGUAUUUUUGUAGACAUUUCAACCUUGUUCAUAACAGUACAAUGACAAAAUAUCCCUGUUUUAAAAGAAAUAUAUGUAAAUAAAUAGCAUUCAUGAAAACGUUUUGGCGUAGGGAGUG